Mangifera indica (mango) is the source of this 1619-nucleotide messenger RNA. RefSeq names its product cytochrome P450 85A-like. Bases 146 to 1540 code for a protein of 464 amino acids. The transcript has 9 exons. Lineage: Eukaryota; Viridiplantae; Streptophyta; Magnoliopsida; Sapindales; Anacardiaceae. The record is from RefSeq and is a predicted model, not a curated record. Gene Ontology annotation, biological process: sterol metabolic process. Gene Ontology annotation, molecular function: heme binding; oxidoreductase activity, acting on paired donors, with incorporation or reduction of molecular oxygen; iron ion binding.
ACAUUUGGGCAGUUCAAAGGGGAGCUUUAUGGCUAUAUAUGUACAUACUUUCUGGCUAAGUUAGAGCUAGGACAUAAGCCCAUACCAUUUCCUGUUGUCUGUGUAGUGGGCUCUCUUUGCAGUAAGCUUCUUCUUGGAAGCAUCAAUGGCUGUUUUCAUGGUGAUUCUUGCUCUCAUCUUCUUCAUGCUUUCUGCUUGCACUGCUUUGUUGAAAUGGAAUGAGCUCAGAUACAGAAAGAAAGGUCUUCCUCCUGGUACAAUGGGUUGGCCUAUUUUUGGUGAGACUACUGAGUUUCUUAAACAAGGUCCAAACUUCAUGAAAAACCAGAGAGCAAGGUAUGGCACUGUUUUCAAAUCCCACAUUCUGGGUUGUCCUACAAUUGUGUCAAUGGAUCCAGAGCUGAACAAAUACAUCUUAAUGAAUGAAUCAAAAGGCCUGGUUCCUGGCUACCCUCAAUCCAUGCUUGAUAUCUUAGGCAAAUGUAACAUUGCAGCCGUUACUGGCUCCAGCCACAAAUACAUGAGAGGAGCAUUGCUUGCUCUCAUCAGUCCCACCAUGAUCAAAGACCAGCUUUUGCCAAAAAUCGAUGCCUUCAUGAGAAGCCAUCUCGGUCAUUGGGAUAACAAUAUCAUUAACUUACAAGACAAAACCAAGGAGAUGGCGCUUCUUUCUUCACUUAAGCAGAUUGCCAGUGUGGAAUCUAGCUUGAUAUCUCAGAAAUUCAUGCCUGAGUUCUUUAAGUUGGUUUUGGGAACUCUGUCGCUGCCAAUAGACCUGCCUGGCACAAACUAUCGUCAAGGGUUAGAUGCAAGGAAAAAUAUUGUAUCCAUGUUGAGACAGUUGAUAGAACAGAGAAGAGUUUCUCAAGAGACCCACAAAGACAUGCUUGGUUACCUAAUGAGAAGUGAUGAAAAUAGAUACAAAUUAAGUGAUGAAGAGAUUAUAGAUCAAAUAAUCACUAUUUUGUACUCUGGUUAUGAGACUGUGUCCACUACUUCAAUGAUGGCUGUCAAGUAUCUCCAUGAUCAUCCAAGAGUCCUUCAAGAGCUAAGAGAAGAACAUUUGGCAAUCAGAGAAAGGAAAAGGCCAGAGGAUCCAAUUGAAUGGAAUGACCUUAAAUCAAUGAGAUUCACUAGAGCGGUGAUCUUUGAGACCUCAAGAUUAGCUACAAUUGUUAAUGGGGUUCUGAGGAAAACCACAAAAGAAAUGGAACUCAAUGGAUAUGUCAUUCCAGAGGGAUGGAGAAUUUAUGUAUAUACGAGAGAGAUAAACUAUGACCCUUACUUACAUCCAGAUCCAUUAGUCUUCAACCCCUGGAGAUGGCUGGAUAAGGGUUUGGAGCCUCAAAACUAUUUGUUUAUCUUUGGUGGGGGCACCAGGCAAUGCCCUGGAAAGGAGCUUGGAAUAGCGGAAAUUUCAACUUUCCUUCACUACUUUGUAACAAGCUACAGGUGGAAUGAAGUUGGAGGAGAUAAACUAAUGAAGUUUCCAAGAGUUGAAGCUCCAAAUGGACUGCACAUUAGAGUCUUAUCUUACUGACUAACCUGUUUAUGUACAUACAGCAGAGAGAGAUUGUAACAUAUCAAAGAGAUUAAUAGUAUAUGAUAAUUUUCUAACA